Meloidogyne enterolobii is the source of this 1093-nucleotide messenger RNA. The record is from the annotation of a GenBank genome assembly. NCBI's taxonomy places the organism in Eukaryota, Metazoa, Nematoda, Chromadorea, Rhabditida, Meloidogynidae.
AUGUUGGCUCCAAUAGUAACAAAAGAUAUGAAAUUAUUUCCUUCACAGCCAUUACCGGCACGAAUUAAAAAUGUCCGUUCUAGAGCCCAAAGUUUGCAAGAUUUUGCUAAUGGAAAUGCAAUACACGUGACUUCCUCGUCAGCAGUUUCUUCAAAUACCCAUUUAGUCAUUACGGCAAAUGCUGCUAGAGCAAGAAAUUCUCAAAGUAUUGGAAGUCUUCCAACAAAUUCAGUUCUCGCUACUUCUUUUCAAAACGCUCAAACAAACAAUGCUGUUAUGGUUAUUCCUUCUGCUAAAACACCUCCAAAAUAUUCUACAAGUUCAGCUUCAUUACGCAAACCAUUGGAUGCAAUUGUUGAAGGCGUUGAAUUAUCUGCUCAAAGUUCUUCAAUUGCCCAAGAUUCAUCAUCUAAAGAUCAAAAAACAACAAAAAUUCAAAAUAAAAAAAUUAAAAGUUCGGAUAUCCAAUCUCCAAGUAAAAGUGAAACAACAAAAACAAUUAAAACUUCAAAACCUUUUACACAUCGAUCAAGUCAUGACGAUGUUUUGUCAUCUUCUAAUAAGACUAAUACAAAAGAAGAAAAGAAAUCAAAGAGAACUCAAAGUGUUGAACGGGAAAGGAAGAAGAAAGGUUGGAAAAUUGAAAUUUUUUUUGUAAAAGGAUUCUUGAGGAUUUUAAUUUCAGAGGGGUGGGAUAAAGUGUCACCUAUAAUUUAGAAGCCUGGUAUUUUUGUCCUGUUAAUGAAUAAUAGUCAGUUAGUUAUCACAGCAAAUGCUGCUUUUAUUUUGAUUUUUAGAUAGAAAAACGUUUCCUCAAAUAAUUUUUUUGUUGGGGGGAAGGGGGUGGAAAAUAAAAAAAUCUUUUCCUUGUUUUUUUUGCAUAUAGUGUCACCCAUAUAUUUAAUAAAAAUUAAAUUUUUAUUACCUUCAAAAAUUUUCGAAAAAAUUUUUUAACUUUUUGCCUAAGUAUCAAAUUAAAAUCCAUUCCCCAUAAGUUGGAUUCGAACCCGCAACCAUUCCUUUACGAAUGCAGCGCUAUCCAACUGCACCACAGACCGUCAAUUGAUUAAGCUAUAUUUUUCCACUUUGUUCC